Eucalyptus grandis is the source of this 1233-nucleotide messenger RNA. Its product is annotated as protein SHORTAGE IN CHIASMATA 1-like. The record is from RefSeq and is a predicted model, not a curated record. The transcript is spliced from 2 exons. Lineage: Eukaryota; Viridiplantae; Streptophyta; Magnoliopsida; Myrtales; Myrtaceae. The coding region runs from base 1 to 1233 and encodes 410 amino acids. Gene Ontology annotation, biological process: reciprocal meiotic recombination; resolution of meiotic recombination intermediates.
AUGGUAGGGGAGCUGAACAGGAGUUUUGACUUCAAAUUAAGUAUUGCCAAUUAUGGGAAAGUCAUUCUUGACUUCAUCCUUCUUGAUCACAAUCCUAGCAGGCCUAAAUUUGAAGAAGGCAGUGGGCCAUUGGACAUGCUUUCGGACACGGUCUCUUUGCUGAGGGAGGAUCUGACUGAGGCUGCUUCCCGGACGUCUACUGAUACUGAAUACCAAAAGCCAGCAAAUCAAACACUGGUUUCUGAGUAUGAUUAUGAGAGGGCUUCGUCACUAUUUAAAUCCAUGUCACCAUUUCAUGACCUGGACUUCUUCUUGAAUCCUUCAAAAGAUAGAACUGAAGAAAAUAGUGUACCUGCAGGCAAGAUUCCUGGUGAAAUGAACAAUAUCCAUAUGGUCAAGGUUCCUGGUGAUAUUACUUGCAAGGUUUCAAUAAGUAGCCCCGGGGCAGGAAAUCCAUCUUAUGAGCCACCUGUUGUAGGAUCGGGCCAUAUUGAGCUAGGGCUUGUUUCUUUUCCUGAUGCGGUCGUUAUUGUGAACACACAAAAUACAAGUGAAGUAAUGUUGGUGUCCAGAAGAAGUACAUAUCAAAAGAUUCUGGCUAUGGAGAAAGAAGGAAUUCAAGUAAUUGAGCGUGAUACAACCCUGCCAGUUGAUAUUAUAAUCAGUGCUGCAGUUUGCCUGGUGUGGUAUACUCACAAGAACAUUGGCAGAAAAGCCUCUGGUUUCAGUGAAGGAUCUUCAGUGUUAGCUUGUCAUAUUGAGAAUAUAGCAGCAAAUAUUCUUACAAACUUGAGCUUCGCUUUUAGGGCAUGCAUUCUGAUAUUUGAGGGGGAAUCUGGCUUUCUUGCUUCGGUAAUGGAAUCUUCAGAUGGACUUUAUGCUGCGGCAGCUAGUCUGGGAAUUGAUUUACAACUCCUUUGCUCCUUUUCACCUGAGUUAACUGAUGAGAUCAUAUUGAAAUCUAUUGCUAAGGAAACUAGGAUUAUUAGGGGUCUUUAUACUAAACUUCCUGAAUCAGAGACACUGGCAGAAUCUUUCCUGACCAAAUUUCCUUCUGUCAAUCCACUAUCAGCUCACGCAAUACUGUCUUCUGAAGGGAUGCUCAGUGACUUUUUGAAUUAUCUCAUGAAUGCAGAGUCACCACGGUCCAAAAAUAUCAAGUUCCUGAGGAAAGUGUUUCUCUUUUUAGUGUUUUAUGCCAAUUUGGGGAACGUGAGGAUUCUCGGUCUAUAA